Molecule: messenger RNA, 180 nt
Organism: Nylanderia fulva
Lineage: Eukaryota; Metazoa; Arthropoda; Insecta; Hymenoptera; Formicidae
Source: RefSeq, a predicted model, not a curated record
CGAGAGAGAGCGAGAGAAGAGACGAGAGAGAGCGAGAGACGCGAGAGAGAGAGAGCGAGAGAGCGAGAGAGAGCAAGAGGAGCGAGAAGAGGCCGAGAGAGCGCGGAGGAGAAGAGAGCGAGAGAGCGGAUAGAGAGCGGGGGAGAAGAGAGAGAGGAGCGAAAAGGAAAAGAAAUUUAA